Messenger RNA from Chironomus riparius, 3147 nucleotides. The record is from the annotation of a GenBank genome assembly. NCBI's taxonomy places the organism in Eukaryota, Metazoa, Arthropoda, Insecta, Diptera, Chironomidae.
UUUUUUCAUGAAAUAAAAUUUUAGAAAAUUUUUUAAAACAAGUUAAAGAAUCAUAAUGAUUCCAUCAUUCCUCAUCCUAAUCAUCUUAAGUGUAUGUCAACUGACUCUUCAAGCUUCACCAUUCUCAUUACAGCCUGCUGUCGAUGCUUUGAACGAUAGAGAGGCACAAUUAGCUUUAAGAGAUGAAAUUGAAAAUGGAAUUGUUGGUGACUUUGCUGGAAAUGAUGAAUUCGAACCAAGUAAUGAUUAUGAUCUCGAACGUGGUCAGCAUAUACCAAACAAAGCAUUGGCAAGAUAUUUGGCACGUUCCAACGCAGAUUAUGAUGAAAAUUUUCUCGACUACAAGAAACGGCCUAUGUUAAGAAAAAGAGAUCCAUCCGUAUUUCGUGAACGAACUCGUAUGCCAACAUACCGACAGCAACAAGCUGAAUUGUCUGAGAGGUUUUUGAAAGCUAUCGAAGAAGAACGCGAACGUGAGCGUGCUGAAGAUUAUCGCGAACAAUUAAAGGACUUAUGGAACCGCUACCAAAAAGAAGAAGACAAUAUGGAAAAAGAGCUUUUUAACGAAAAUGGAAAUGAUGUUGAGACUGACUACGCUGUAAAUUUCGAAGAUCCAUCUCGCAAGAAGAAAAGACAGAGAGGCGAAGCUGAAAUUGCUCCAUCCAAUUGGAAUGAUAAGCGUUCAAUGCCACUUUUACCAUGGCUCCCAGCACAGCGAAAGAAGCGUUUUCCAGUAACAAAGAGAUCACCAAAGAUGAAUGAAAGUGAAAUGGCAAGAGUUGUGGCAGAGACAAGUGAUAAAGUUUCAAAAGAUUUGCAGGGAAUCUUUGGUGGUGUCGUUGACAGUAAAGCAAUGCAAGAGGAUGAUAAGAAGAAAAAGAAGAGAUCAAGCGAUGAAAUGAUGUCUCAAAUGCAUCCAGAAAAGGAACAUGGAGAAAAAGUUGAAAAGGAAAAGGUGUCACCAGCAUCUGUACAUCAUGAUGACAUGAAUAAGAAAAAGCGAAUUGUCAAACGAUAUGAUGACUCUGGUGAGGAAGAAGAAACAAGCGAGGAAGUUGAAGACGAACGAGAAGAACCUGGCAGUGAAGAAAAUGACGACGAAGACGAUUCAAAAAAGAAAAGAAAGAAGAAACGUGAAGUCAAAAAGAGCUUAGAUGACUGGGAGGUUCAAGCAUUUCCUGAUAAGAAAAGUCUAAAAAAGAAGUCUGUUGAAUGGUCGAGUUUAUUCGGAUAUGACAGAAAGAAGAAGUCAAUGAUGUACAACCCAUUUAGAUAUGCUGAUCAAGAAGACCGUCGCAGAAAGAGAUACGAAUCAGAUGAUGAUGAAGACGAGGACUAUCAUGAAGGAGAUGAGAAUGAUUCCGACGAUACAGAUGACGAUAAAAGAAAGAAAAAGCGGUCACCAGGAGAGGAAAGAUUAAAUGCCAUGGAUAGAAAGUUAAAGACGAUUGAAAAUCUUAUUAUUGAGGACACGGCAAAAAUGUAUAGGCAUCAAAAUGAAAACCUCAAUCCAUCAGAAGCUAAACAGAGUCAGAAGGAAAUUGCAGAUCGUUUGGCCACAGCAUAUAGCUUAGAAAAAAUGAGAAAAGCAAUUGCAAAACUAAAGGCAUCAAUGGAAUUUCAAAAGGGACUAGAAGAGAAUCUUUUGGGUAAAGAUGACGAAGAUGAUGAGGAAGCUAAGAAGAGGAAAGCCAAACGUGUCGCUAUUAAGAAGGAAAAGGCAGAAUUCGAUAACAACGAACAUGAAAUCGAGUCACCGAUGAAGAAAACAAACGAUGAAGACAAGAACAAUAUAGAUGAUGAUAAUGACGAUAAGAAAAAGAAGAAAAAGAAGCGAUCUCAGAAAAGGAACAACGAAAUAAGUGCAGAACCACUAAUGUCUGAGGGUUAUAUGGGUGGUAUGGGUAUGAUGUAUCAACGUGAAUGUCCUAUGUUAGAUUCUAUUGAGCGAAGAUGCCGAGAAGUGGGAAUAUUAAGCGGUGAUUCACAUCAGAAUUUGUUAGAGGCUUGUGGUGAACAUCAAUUAUGUUAUCUUUGCGGGGAUUCAAGAGCUCAAUGUGACUACAAAUAUCAGUUUGACUCUAAUGAGAUUUGUGGAUAUAAUUCAAAAUGCAAAAUAAAUGCUGAACGUUCAAUGGAGGCACUACGUAGUUUCCCUGGAAUGAAAGUCGGACCAAGAGAAUGCAUUCGUGAUCCAUGUCUGUAUUCUGCAUUACGCUCGAUUGAAAAUUAAGAGAAAAAUUUUACAAAGUUAUUUCCAUUUAUGAAAUAUGAAGAAAUAAGUCAUAUAUUUAUGAUACAUAUACAAUACAAAAAAAAAAUCUGACAUCUUUAAGAGAUAUACUGAUGAAUGCAGCUGGAGAAUUUUUUUAUUUCUAAUGAAAAGUAUGUGACUGAUAGGGAGGAAUAGAAUCUAUAUAUUUUUGCAUAUUCUCCUUUCUUUUUUCUAACGAAGAAUGUGCAAUGACAAGCAUUGCUGAAUGUCCUUAUCUACACACCCAUGAUGAUGAUUGUAGCGUUAAGAAAUAAUAUGAAAAAAUGUUUUUUUGAUGUAAAACUUAAUGUUGAUCAUAAAAGAAAGUUCUUUAACUCUAUAAAUUGUGCUCUAAAUACAAUACAUCAUGAAUAAUAAUAAUAAUAAUAAUAUUAAUAAUGAUACACAAGAUAAGUUAAACCAUGUAUUUUUCUUGAUGAUUCAGAAUUUUUCUCGACAAUAACUAAGGUGGAAAAUUGUUGGUAAAUUUUACGAUUUUUCUUAUGAUUUGAGAUUUAUAAAUUUUAAUUAAUUUCAAUCAUUGAAUUCCUAGCUGGAAAUGAGCACAAACACCAGGCUUCUUAGCAUCAUAUGUUGGGUAAAUAGCAUUGUCUAGGUCUCGUGUUUGUGAUUACUGCCGGCUAGGAUUAAUUUACAUGAAACCAAAAAUAUGGAAGUUAAGAAAUAAUAAAAUGAUCAUGAUACAAAAUAAUCAGGUUAAAACUACCAAAACUAAACCAACCAGAUACAUACAUUGCUUAAAUGAUAAUGACUAAAUGUGAAUGAUAAAAAAAAUGUGUAAGACAUUUAAAUUUAAUAAAUUAUAUUGAAUCACACAUCAUAAACACUAUUGUACUUGUGAAAACUUCUUUGUUGAAAAAUAAUAAAACUAG